UCUCUCUGUCGUCGAAAUUGUACGCGUACGGUCGUGUUGUGUAAGUCUUUCGCUUUUUUUCUGCAACAUUGUUAACAUCGCUUUGUGAGCACGCGAGGACAAAGAAACGAGAGAAAUGCUACAGAAAGAAGAAAUCGACGCAUGAUAAAGGGUUCGGCAAGGCUGGAGCGGAACGAGAGAAGUUGCAGCGAUCAACCGCUUAAACAUUACGGCGAGGCGAUGAAACACGGAGGCUAGACAGGCGGAUUACCGUGCGAUUAAUGCGCCCUAUGACGCUCGUUUAAUGGCCCAUGCUCGGACCGUGCGAUGAACGCGAACGAGUGCACGAUUUCCCUCGGAGGUUGAAUUAAAUGGACAGGCAGGAAGAACCCAUUUGUACGCCCAUUUGUACCGAUUGUUCGCGACAACGUGCAAGGACACAAGCCGAGAACAUAAACUGUAAAAAACACAUAUCGAACGGUACCCGGCAGGUACUCGGUGCGAUCGCGCCGUUUCUUCCUUCGUCUUUUCACGCUUUUCGCAACGUCGUUCGAGAUUCGUUCGCACGGCGAGAGGCGAUCACGGUCGAUUUCUCGCGCAAACUUUGAACGAAUGGUCCGGUUUCUCGCGAUCGCGAGAUCGAGGAAAGCGCGAGUCGGCCUGUAAUUCGUCGGCGACCGGCUAAAGCGGCGCAAUUGUCUCGAAUUACGAUCGAUGCGAAUCCCGAUCGAAGGAUAUAGCGGAGAGAUAUAAUAGUGGUUUCCACGCGCAAAAGAGCUUAAUCCCCGGCAGGCCGAUCGUCGCGCGAUAUUAAAACUUCGAGGGAUCGAAAUUACAGCCACUGUCGAUAAAAGCUUACAAAUAGAUUCGAAAGAAUCGAUAAUGCACGCGUGGAAAUCCCGGCCCGAAGCAAGCCACGUGCACGACGAAUAAUACGAUCCCUCCUCGAAUCCACGUCUUCACGAUCACCAGGGGAAAAGCACCACGUAGAUUCGUAAAAUCCUUAUCUACCGACGCUGUGUUCGCGUCGUCACAUCGCGUUCUUUCUUCGCCAUUAACGUUGCCUUUUCCAACGACGCCGCGUCUAACAGCGAUUCGGCGAUCGUCGCGUAUUUCGGGACUAUUCGUUCGCGCGACCAGUGAAUCCAAAGAGUGGAAGACAAACUGUUUGGAAAUCAGUUAUGAUUCUGGAUGCUGGCUUGCACGCGGAACUCAGAUAAGCUGGGGCAAGAGGAUGAUAGUGAGAUGGGUGUAUCCGAGUGCCGAUUACAUCGAAUGAUACCACGAUCUCUGUGAGUAACUGUUAAAGAGAUCGAAGUGUGUUCACGUUGGUCGUAGCUGUUGUUCGAGGGGCGAGGAAGGAUCAGCGCAGAGACAGGAAAGAAAGAAAGAUCGACAGUAUGAAGGAUCGUCGUGGAAGAUGGCUGUACGCCGUGCUGCCACUCGUCACGUUCCUCUCGCACCAAAUAGAGUGCACGGCGAAGAGCGGAGGAUCGGUGGUGGAGCACCAUCCGUCUUCUUACUGGGAGCAACCCUUUAGCCAGCCUUACUUCGACAACACAACGAAGAGGGAUACCACGACGACCGUCGGACAAACCGCUUUCCUGCACUGCAGGGUGCGCAAUCUUGGUGAUCGUGCUGUUUCGUGGAUCAGGAAACGAGAUCUGCACAUUCUCACCGUAGGAAUCUUAACCUACACGAACGACCAGCGUUUCCAGUCGUUACACAGAGACGGAUCUGACGAAUGGACCUUGAGGAUUAGUUCGCCGCAAGUUCGCGAUAGCGGAACAUACGAGUGUCAGGUUUCAACCGAAUCGAAAAUCAGCCAAGCUUUUAACUUGAGCGUCGUAGUGUCGAAGGCAAAGAUCAACGGUAACUCGGAGCUGUACAUCAAGAGCGGAAGCGACAUCAAUCUGACCUGCAUAGUAUUGCAGACACCUGAGCCGCCGUCAUUCAUUUAUUGGUACAAGGGUGAUCACGUGGUAAAUUACAGUCAAAGGGGAGGUAUCAACGUAGUCACUGAGAAGCAAACGCGAACGUCGCGUCUCUUGAUAUCAAAGGCGUUACCUGCUGAUUCUGGAAAUUACACAUGUGCCCCGUCUGCGGCCGAGUCAGCCAGUGUUCUAGUCCACGUACUCAAUGGUGGGAGAACAUCCAGCGGCCAUGCAACACGGCAACUCGAGCAACAGCGGCGCGGCAACGAGGACACUCGCGUUGCUCCUGUUGCUUCUGCACGCCGGUUCGUUCGCGAGGUGACUGGUCGAUCACGAAGCCUUCCUCCAAUAAGGACAUGAGCAAACAUCGCUUUUCCUUUACGUAAUCGAACAGAGGCAAAAGACGAAGAAGAGAAAAAGGGAAGCGAGCGAGACCGAGGAAAAGAAGCGUCGUCUUUACCAGCAGCAACCACCUUCAACCCUUUAUAUAUCACCCUCGAUCUUGCUUUUAACCGAACAGCGACGAGAAAGCAGCCAGGCCAGCGACCAUCAAAGAGACUCCUAACGAACGAAAGCUACAGUGUAUCGGGCAUCUAGUGACCCAGUGGAACUGACUCCUCGCUGCUUCUGCUCUCCGUGGAUGUAUCGAUCAUUUUAGCUGGUGCAAAUCGUUUCCAUCUGGGGAAUAGUAAAUCUACGGUGUCUCCCAGACCGAUCGCUCGGAAGUGGCCACUUUCCGUUUCUCUUUUGAUAUCCGUAGAUGUUUCGAGUCGAUCACGACGACGCGACGCGAGUGAAACAGUUUUUCAGUGGUGGUACUUUGUCCGAGAAGACGUUGAGUCAGUUCGCUUGUAACGCGGCUCGUACAAACUCGCGGACGUGAUUCUCCUUUCAUUUCGUGCAGCAGGAAGAGGGGAAACGAGUCGAGCGAAAUCUCGAGAAGAGGAGGACUCGACACAUGUAAAUGGCUAUUUAGUAUGAUGCAGUUGGACUCGGUGCGAUCCAAGGAACUCUUAGCGUCAGCGAUAAUCAAGGAUCUGCGCGGCUCGUUCUCGUAAUUAACGAGUACAACGAGUAACUGCCAAGUUGGAUCACUGCCACGUUCUUUCGGUAACGUUCCUUGCUAUUGCCGUGUUGCGAAACGAAACGAAACGAAACGAAACGAAACGAAACGGAAGAAAACGAAAUGAAACGCGCACCCCCUUUAAAUCGUUCCGCAUUAGCGAACGACGUCAAAGUUGUGCUUUAAAGAGUGCGACGAACAGCGUCGAGUUUGUCAUUAGAACAAAUGCAGAGAGCUCUGUACUCGAACGAUACCCAGAGGAGACGAACUUUUGUUCCAGAACAUGUUCGCGUACCGAUCGAUUCCAGUCUCGUUAGAUUCGUAAUACAAAAGACCUUGUCCGAUGGAGAAUAUUCUCGACUUGUGGAACUUGGAUUAUUAAACCUUCAGAACGCACAUAGAGAUCUUGCUUUGUAUUUUUCUUCGAGACGCGUUCUUACUGUUACGCGAUACGGUUCUUUCAGUCAAACACCUUAUCUUUGGUCGGAACCAUUCAGAAAAAUGAACCACGAGACACUGUGUUUUUCAUUCGUAACAGCUUUAAAGUCUACGAUUAAAUAUUCUUUUUAAUUAAACCACGCGUUUCAUUUCAUGGCGAGGACGAAAUAUAAUUAGAGGCUGAACGCUCUAACUGCCUCUCUCUCUUUCUCUCUCUCUCUCUUUCUCACACACACACGCAUGAUUAAUCGCAACUGGCGAUAUUUCUCGAUGGAACGUUUUCUGCAAGAAACACGGACAAAUUCACGAUACUCGAAUUUUUCUAUUGAUAAAUUUCGAUCGAAUGUUACUUGCUCGUGAACGACGUAGCGUCAAUUUACAUAUAUAAAUUCUAAGAGGAAAUUUACGAGUAGAAGCUAAUAAAAUCGUGCAUCUAGGCGUCAGAGUUAACAAAAUGAUCGUUUCCACGAACGCUUGUAACCUAAUAUCCUCGAUUGCCUCUUUAUUGCUGGUAAUGCCACAUGAUUGCCGACCUACCUCGUCAAAAAUGACUUAUUUUUGAUCGAGAACGUACACGUACACGGGAACGGUUCUAGAAUUUGCGAGUACACGUUAGUGUUGUCACGACAAAAGACGGUUCCUCAUGAGCGCUACUUGUACCGUGACAAUUCCACAUGCAGCCGCAAUAAUUUUCGCGAUCAAACGGCACGUAGCAGCACCUGGUUUAAUAGUAUCGCCUGACAGUGACAAACGACCAACCUGCGAAAGGAACAGAGAAAUUAAUAGGUGUUGGUGUAUCGGUGUGCCCUGCGUCGCCACGCGUCGCUUCGUUUCGGCUAUCCUUGCGCCACGAACCGGCAACUUUUUCGAACAAUCGAUUCGAGGUAUAAGAAAAUUUGCAACGCUGCAUAAAAGUUGCUCGAUUUUUGCUCGUCUGUCGGGCAAAAAUGGAACGGAUCGCAGUUACAGUCGCGUUUGAAACGUGUCGGAGGAAGAAAGGAAAUUCUUCGGAUUCCUGUCAGUUGACAAAUUGCUGGAUUAUAGCGGUUCGUGCUAUCUAAUGUGCGUGGGAUAAUAAUAUAUCUUCUUUUUAUUAACCCAGAGGUUUUACGGAUUCCCACGAUUUUCUGUUUGUUCCUAUCGGUGAUGGGGGAUCGGAUGAACUGCUGCGACGGGAAUAUUUAUGAUACUUACUUUUGGGGGAAAGCUUAAGUGCAUUAGUCUGCAAAUAUUUGUCGAUAGUAACCUGAUUAGCCGCCGCUUGGUAGAAGAGCUACUACGUUUAGAUUUAUCAGCUAGAUACGAUUAAAACAGAUAAAAAGAAACCUGUGUUUGACAAACAUCUCGUCGUUAACUAUAAAUUGUACGAAAUACAAUUUUAGUAAGAGGAUCAGCAAGAAGCAGUUAAACGGGACUUUUUGUUUUUUCCAGAUUGAUAAACGCCGCACGGUAAUUUUCAUGUUUCACGCGCAUAUAAUAAGAGUGAAAGAAGUAAUUUUCUUUUUUUUUUUUUUAAUUCGACGAAACAGUGUUUGAAUUACGGACGUAUAAAUAGUAUAAUCUAUGUACGUAGCUAAAGUAACAGAUACUUCAAGUGUUUUUUACAUUUCCGAACGCACGAGAGAUUUACAGAUUUUUAAAAAAGAAUGCCCAAGAUUAUAAUAUGGAAUUAAAGUAAAUUAAAUUGCACAUUUCUAGAACCCUCCAGAUUUUCUACGGCGCGUUCCUAAAAUUGUUUAUUUUCGAUUAAAGCGCUUUGCUUGUAGCUAACAAAAUGUCAAAUAACGUUAUUCGAGCCGCGUUUCGCUUCCAAUUAUUCUCUUUUCUGUUUUCUAUUUUGUAAUUGCACAUUUCUGGAAGAUCUUUCAUAACAAAGUGAAUUUAAUCGAAAAUUGUCCUGCGACUCGCGAAAUUUUUGCUUACGAACGUUUUACAUAAAAUUUCAUAGAAAUGCGUGGUCGUUUUGCGGGGCGAACAUUUUCGUGGCCGCUUUUGUCCCCUUUACGAUAUACUGGCACGAAUUUCUGCAUUUUUCGUGUAAUUUUCGUUUCGCGUAAUCUUCCAUUUAUAUUUUCUACAUGGAAAUAUUUGGUUUCGUUGUUUCCAAAACGAUCUAAUGAUCUUUUCUAUGUGGUUCGAAUUACAACGAUACAAUAACUUUGCAUGCCGGCACCGAUAAUAAAUUAUUUGCAGUUAAUAUUGGCAAACAAACAAAAGAACUUUGCCUUUCUCGUUGUGCGACGUAUAUUUAAUUGCGAAAAGGUUUAUUACAACGUUGAUGAACUUUUUAAUCGCUUGCGCGUUAUUUGUACAUAGUGCAAGACAACUGCCGUAUUCAAAGUGCGCUUUGUAACUUUAUUUCGAAGUUAAUUACGCGCUUUUCUUUGUGAAAUAAGUCUGUUGCGUUGAUGUUAAUUAAAAUUGUGUUUUAUUCAAGAGACUCUUUCGGUAAAUUUCUGUCGCGAAUAAGCUUGAAAUUCAUAGCGAAAUCUUGAAAGAAAGAUAUUCCUGUCUGUGUUAUCGUGCGAAUAUUUGAAGAACGAUUUAAAUUAUAGAUCAAAACCUUAUUCCACUUACGUUACGAGACAAGAUAAACGUCGAAUACGACGAUGACGACGAGAAAAAGCAGGAGUCUAUCUAAUGAGACAAGCGAAAUAACAAUGUGGAUAUGAAAGCAAAUGAGAGGGGAGACUAUCGUGCGAGUAAAGGAGAUAGUAUAAAAGGCGGCCUGUUGUAACAAGUAGAAUAGGAAACUAUCUGACGGACAAGUAGAACGCGAGUACGCUCGAGGAUAAAGUUGAAAUGAAAUAUUUCCUUAUUACCUGUGAAUGGUAAAUAAAAUUUAUUUUAUAUCAAUCGUAUCGCGUAUUAAUUUUGUAUAUGUCAUAUAAUUUAUUUUUUGUAUACAUAUAUCGAUAAAUUUGUUACAUGUGCAUAACUUUUUUUCUUAUUUUCAAUCAUCGAACGUGCUGACGAAGAUCGUGCAGACAUUUAUUUCAUAUGCGAUACGUGUGUGCACGGAAAGUUUUACGUUCGUUGAUUGGCAUUGCAUAUCGUCGUGAAACGUAAAUGACGUUCGAUCGACAAAUUCAUGAAACCGAUCGGAAAAGAAGUACGAGUUGCCUAGCAUGGAGAAUAACGUUGUCAGAACAUCAGUUUAGCGUCCAUCGCGCUUGCAACGAUAUGCCAGUAUCGUUGAUAGGAAAGUCGAGAAAUUCGAAAGUACAGAGCAGGUUGGAGCGAAAUUUUACAUGGUAAAACGCGCGUAUACCAGUGGUACGAGAGUAUGGGAACGCGUUAUUUCGCUUAUCCUCAACAUGCAUUUUAUCAAGCGCAAACACGAGUCGCGAAUAAUUGGAAACGUUUAUGCUGCUGGAAGUUGUGAACAACGCAACGUGGUCUUCGCGGAUUCUUGGAUAAGAAGCAACAUAUUUCCCGUGCUCCAGGAUCCACCGUGACCCGAAUAUUACGACAAAACCUCACGGCACGGUAUUCCCUUCGAAUACCGGAAGCUAGAGUUGCUGCUUUUCUUUUGGCUUGCGUUCGCUUGAAUUUCCAGCAGACAAAUAUUUAGAGCUCCAUCGAAGCGACGGUUCCCUUAAAGUCCGCCGAUCGACUAGUAGCAAAAUCGACGAAACGCGACGCGCUCGAACAGUUCGCGAGUAGUUUUUUCCUAAUUUUACGAAAUCCUCGAGAUGAUCGCUCGAAAUACGUCAAUAUUUUUGCAAGCAAAUUUUAUCGAUAUUCUACCUGCUUUCGUCGUUCGAUCGCUCGCGACGGUCCCCUGCAAUAAAAAUAUCUCCAGCGUCCAUUGCAAGCAAUAAUUUCGAUUUUCAGGUAAUUAUAAUUUUGUAACGUAAACGUAAACGUAAAUUUUGUAACGUAUCGGUCGUCUUCCAGAUACCUCUACCGAUUAUUCAAAAGUUUCUCGUGAUUCGUCCGCUUUCGCAAUUGCUUGUCGGUAACUAAAAAUAUUACGUGUGUAUUUCGAAUCGUAAAACCUGUACACUUCCACACGCGGUAUGUUAAAAUAGCGAAACAAAAAUUCCAAUUUUUUUAGAAAAUCUGCGCGCCGAAAAAACAUUUUUCAAAUCACAAUAUAUCAGGAUAGAGACAAAAGAGAGAGGAGUUUGGGAGGGUGGGGGCGAGUGUUCCUCCGAUAAAUAUUUACUGAGCUGUAAAAUCGCAGUGAAAAGAUAGAAAACAGUUUGAACGUGGACGUCGUGCAUCGUUCGAACAAUCAGAGCUCUGUUACGUUCCGCUUCACCGACGUAAAAUUUAUCCACAGAUCCCUGAAAAAGUAUCCGCGCGAGAAAGAAACGAAUUCCAUUUGUCUGGCACUCGUUCAUUCCAAUAUUCCACAGUUCGAAUCGAGUCGACCGGUUCUCCAUCGAAUCCGAGCCGAAUUCGGGGAUAUACGAGAGACCAGAGUUACCCAACACCCAGUUUACCGUGGCAGACCGUUGAUCUCGGAUCGACACACGAGACCAUCACAUAUCCGUGUACGUAUAAUAGACUAGAUAAGUUCUAGUGCUAGGCACACUGCCGCUCGCCUGCAACGAGUGAUCCGCGCGAGUUUUCGAAUCGUCGCGUUUCCCGACUUCAAGUUUCCCGACGGACCGACUAGUUGGACUGAAACGAAGUCGUAUUUUACGGGCUGGAAGACAUCAAAAACGAUAACGACAGCUCGCUACGCCGCGCCGCCAUGUCCGCGAUUAAUUUUACAAUGUUCUUGAUGUUACACUCGAUGCGAUUUCGCCAGCGCUAACGCAGCAGCGGACACGAGCAGCGGCAGACUUGAAACGAUUUGUAUUGAUUGAGUUCGAAGUAGAGAGCGUUUUGAAAUAUUGCUCGGAAUUAAGAACAGUAGAAACAUCGAAAGAUUUUCAAUGCAUCGUUUAUACAAACAAGCGUUGGAUCGUACGCCAUUUAUUUUAGACAGUUUGCGUUUUACUUAACUCAUCGAGGAAAAGUAAAAUUACAAAAUGGAUAGCGGAGUACGACGUUCUUGUAUAUAGCCUAGCCUUGCUGCGAAGAUUCGCGAAAACUUUUCAAGUAGAAGCGAUUUUUCGUCCAGACGAAUUUUAAAGAAAAUCUUCCGAGUAUUUCAAUUUCCAUAAAUCUGUGCUUGGAAAUAUCGAACAAUUUCUGGAUAUCAACUAAAAUUUCUAAUUUCGAGCAAGAUUCGAAACUUUUCGAUGUUUCGUAGCACCGCACCGGUUGAAAUUUAUUUCACGAGCAGACCUGAAUCCGAUGCCCAUCGCUAAAGCCGACCGCACAGUAAACUGGUUCAUUGUGUUCAUCUGAGGUCGGGGAAACUCUACUUCAACGUGUUGGCGUACGGCGUACACCGGCACCGGCACCGGCACCGGCUCCGCGUCUCUCAGUGAGUUUAUACUGGGACUUCCGCCGCUCGAGCAUCCGGAUUAACGAGUCGAAGGUCCAACUGAUUGAUUCCGAAUACAGGAACACCGUAUAAAUGCGAAGUCAGUGUGUGAAUGAGUUAUUAUCUGUAAAAUUUGUACACGAGGGUAAUUAAUCGUCAACAUUUUACGGCUCUAUCAUGAAAACUUGAAAAAACUGAAUGACGUUGCGCUUUCGAAACUGCAUUAUUUCUUUCUUUCUUGUGCAAAUAGAAACAAAAUGGACAGUUUUCAUUGCUCUUCGAUAUAGUGAUUCGAUCAAGCAUCGAUAAUAACGAUAUGAUUUAUUACUUUUUUUUUUUUUUUUUUUUUUUUUUUUUUUUUUUUUUUUUAGUAAACUUUGAUAUUCGAGGUGUGGAAAUAUUAUUCGAAUAUUAUUUGUUCGUCUGAAUCGCCUUCCCGUUUGUGAAAAUAAUCGAUGACCUACAACAGGGAUCGUUGUAUUAGAAUGUCUCAUAAAAUAUCGUGCGAACGCUUUACUUUUCGUCGCUUUGAAACCCCUGCGUAAAUAACGCGUAUCGAAGCAUCGUUUGAAAAAAGACUUUUGUACGCUGGUUACGAUAUUUUUCAUCUGUUUAUUCAUCACGGCUUAAUGAACUAAAGUUUCGAAAUGCACGAUAUUCUCUGCGACAUGGUAAUAUCUGUGCGUUUGAAAAUUAUCCGAUUCACCAAGUUAUAUUUACGUAUGUACUAUACUGGCAGACGGUAUAAUUUUGUAUUUUUCUAACAAGAUACAUUUAGCGAUAUUAAUUUACCGAUGGCAUAAAUAUUUUCACGAAUUUUUGUGCCAAGAAAUACUAUGCAAUAGUCUCGUCUUUGCGCUCUCAUUCUCACUCUCUCUCUCUCUCUCUCUCUCUCUCUCUCUCUCUCUCUCCGUACAACUCGGAUUGUUUGCGUAUGGAUAGGUGAUUUUUCUACGAUAUCAGCUGUUUCUACAAUUCAUGGAAACCGCUGUAAUUUGGAUCCAUUUUGUUUCUUGUAUAUUCAGUUCCACUAACAUUUUACGUAAACAAUCGAAGCUGUUUGACGUAGCCCGUAAUUGGUAUGGCGAACACGUAAAGUUACGUGAUCAGCUUGAAUAUUGACGAACGUAAAUACACAAGAUUGAUUGCACGUUGUUGUAUGAAAAAACGAUGAUAAAAUUCACAGCAGAGAGUUUCAAGGAUAGCAGGUAAAAUCUUUCCUUUCUGAUAACUUUAAUUUGUCUAUUUAAUACGUACGUACUAUCGGUAGUCAAUUUGUUACGUGUUAAAUUGUUUAAUCACUGCCAUUAGCUGCCACGUAUAUAUGUACAUGUAUAAAGCACGUUCAGUGUACGAUACUUGAUAGAAGUUCUAAAAGAAGAUAUAUCUCCACAUGCCGACUAAUUACGUUACUUUCGAUUAACAUUUUGUACUAACGUUCAUCCUUUUAGAACAAUAAUAACGCGUCAUCUAAUGUACGAACCUAAUAAAUAAGAAAUGUACGAUAAUUAUCAUCGCAUCAUCGUGAAAAUAUGUUAACUGUUACUAAACACGAAGUUUGUUGCAGAUGUAAAGAAUGUCCAUUCGUAAGACCGUAUGUGUUGUAGCGGGAAUGUAAUAAAAAGUAUGUAUUACGAAAAA
This is a messenger RNA of Bombus pyrosoma, 10441 nucleotides long. RefSeq names its product basement membrane-specific heparan sulfate proteoglycan core protein-like. Gene Ontology annotation, biological process: synapse organization. The transcript is spliced from 7 exons. The record is from RefSeq and is a predicted model, not a curated record. The coding region runs from base 1380 to 2273 and encodes 297 amino acids. Lineage: Eukaryota; Metazoa; Arthropoda; Insecta; Hymenoptera; Apidae. Gene Ontology annotation, cellular component: neuron projection membrane.